ACGACAGUUCCCUCCCACCACACAAGGCAAAGGUCAUGUUUAUAUCUGGGGCAUAGUGAUGCAGGCAGGGGAUCUGCUGAUCAUACCGUAAAAGCCCCUUAAAUAUGGUGACAACUUAAUAACUAAUACAAUACAGAUGAAGUGGAAAAGGCCGGAGAAGAACUAAUAAGAGGAAAAUAAAGGACAUGCAGAGAAUUGAGUAGGGUACAAGUUAAAAUGAAAGUAAGGAAGAUCUAACUAGUAGGCGCAGAUUUAAAGGUAUCUGUCUGCCAUCGUAGAGUGGCCCUGGCAGGGAAUGGAGUGCGAGCGGAUGGACAGCCUAGACGGCUGGGUGGCGGUGCGGCCCAAUGUGUUCGCGGAGCCGGAGCCCUUCAAGCUGGGCUUCAUCGUGGCCUGGAAUGAGGUGGAGCGCAAGUUCGCCGUAACCUGUCACAACCGAACACUGCAGCGGAGAAUACGGGCAGCUGGGGAUGAUGGAGAACAGAGCAGCUGGGCCGGCCUAUACUCAGUGCAGGACAUGGAGCACAUCCACAGGCAGCUGAGCUCGGUGUGCAGCCUGCUAGAGCACUGCUUCCCCAGCCUGCCCAUCCCGCAACCCGCCGGCAGCCUUUGGACACUGUUGUUCCCUGACACCUCCUGUUGGGAGUGCGAUCCGGCCGAGCUGGACACUAUGUGCCGGGCCUUAGAGUCUUACCUGAGGGCCGCUAUAGAGCACUGCGGCCGCAAGAUAGUGCUGGACGUGCUGUUCACCGAUGACUUGCAGGAUACCGAUCAGUACUUUGAAAACAUGCACGAAUUCCGCAGGAAGAGCUUUGAAGAGCAAGUGACCAGAGCCAAGGAGAACCUGCGCCGGAUUCUUCAUCAACAUAAAAAUGCCGAUAAAAUGGUGUCUUUACUUAAAGUUUAUGAGGAAGAAGAUGAAGCUUUUAUGGAUUUGGUUACCGUGGCAACACAAUUCUUCCAAUACUUACUACAGCCUUUCAGGGAUAUGAGAGAGAUUGCAAUUUUAUACAAGCUGGAAAUACUGAAAUCUCUGGAAUUAGAUGACUUGGGCCCUAAAAGAAUAGAGGCUUUGCAGGAAGAGGCCAACAAAUGGAACUCAAGAGCAGAAGAAGCAGUGUGCUCCAUACAGAAUGUGACUGUGAAUUACUUCAAGGAGACUUCAAAGGCCUUAGCAGCAAUGCAGAAACAUAUGGAACUGGAUGGAAAAAGAUUUGGAAAAACCACAUGGGCCUCAGCAUUACCCAGACUGGAGCGGCUGAAAUCUAUGUUAGCAAAAGAAACUCUUCAACACAUGAGAUCAAAGGAGAUGUGCUUGAAUCAAAAGAGAGGGGAGAUUAAGAGAAAUAUGGGAAGCCUUUCUGAUACAGACAGCGCCAUGGAGGUAUUGGAUGAGCUGGAACUGCAGUUUUAUGAAACUCAGCUAGAGCUCUAUGACGUACAGCUUGAAAUCCUCAAGUAUGAAGAAAUGUUGCUUACGACAGAAUUAAACACAAUACACCGACAAAUUAAAGAAAAGCAGGAAGAGGUUGUGUACUAUGAUGCAUAUGAAGACCCAAACGACCUGCAAGCGAAUGAGCAGUCACAGCGCCACCUCAGUUCUUCAACUCUGCAACUCAAGAAGAAAGUACAGCAGCUGGAAUCUAAACGAGGCCACAUCUGUGCAAGAAGGGCGCUGCUAAGGAAUAAAAAAGAUCAGUGUGUGGAGACACAGGAGAUUAAACUUAAACAGUAUCAUGAAUCACAGAAACUCCUUCAUCAGCACCAUUCUAUACAGAUAAAAAGAGACCAGAGAAAAGAGGAGGUGAAAAAGAAAAAAGAAUUUGUAGACCAGGAGCGAAAGAAGACACUACAGCGAUUAAAAUCAUUUAAAGAUAAAAAUGAAUCAAAGUUUGUACUGAAGACCUCUCAUAUGCAACCUCGAAGUAAUUUGAACAAGACUGAUAAACUGCAAGCAAAAAGCCAGAGAAUAAAAUUUGCAGCAGAAAGAGGCAAUGUUGGCCUAGCUGACAUCCCUGUACAGAUCUUUGUUCCUAAUAAAGGACUAGAACAAGGAAUUUCUAGUGGGCAAUCCCUUCUACCAGGACCUCCUACUGUACCACCUCCGCCACCACCAAGAGCGCCGCCACCACCACCUCUUCCGCCAAUGCCCCCUGCCCCUCCUUUAGCACUUGUUACACCAAAGACUUUAACAUCCGAUGAACCUCAAAUGUUGCGUGAAGGGCCAAAAGUAUCUUCAAACCAAUAUUCAGGUUCAAUGGAAGAAGUGUUAGCAUCAUUGAAGCGAGGGGAGAACCUUCUCCGUAGGGUGGAGCAGCCAAAACUAUCUGGCAGUGAUGUCAGAGACGGCAUCCUAACAGCCAUUCGACAAGGUGUUAAACUUAAGAAGGUAAGCAGAGAGGUUAGCAACAAAGAACCUGAAAAUGAACUUGAGAAAAGCAUCAAGGCAGCAAUGCAGAGAAUGAAGAAUGUAUCAGCUGACUCAGAAGAUGAUGAGAAAAGUGAGUGUGCCAGUGCCGAAUGGGAUAUUUAAAAUGAAUUCUAAUUGGACAACUGCAGGAUUUUAAAUCUUUGUCAAACUGAGUGGGCAGGUUUUUAUCACUUGUUAUUUUGUAUAUUAUAACUGCUAAAUUCUUUUAAAAUAACCAUUUUUGUGCAUAACUAUGUUAUUUGGAUAAGAACUGACUCAUUUUUAGUUUACAUUAUUUUUCAAUAUUUAAAGAAAGCCUUACUUUCACAUGAUUUAUUAAAUAUUUAAUGCAACAUUAUUUUAUAGGAAUUAUAGCUUCCAGUACAUUAUUAUGGUUGCAGACUAAUGGUUGUCCAUGAUUUCUGUGAAAUUAAAGCACUGAUCGUUA
This is a messenger RNA of Bombina bombina (fire-bellied toad), 2858 nucleotides long. It is a transcript of the gene WHAMM, whose product is annotated as WASP homolog associated with actin, golgi membranes and microtubules. NCBI's taxonomy places the organism in Eukaryota, Metazoa, Chordata, Amphibia, Anura, Bombinatoridae. Gene Ontology annotation, biological process: endoplasmic reticulum to Golgi vesicle-mediated transport; Arp2/3 complex-mediated actin nucleation. The coding region runs from base 296 to 2533 and encodes 745 amino acids. Gene Ontology annotation, molecular function: actin binding; Arp2/3 complex binding. The record is from RefSeq and is a predicted model, not a curated record. Gene Ontology annotation, cellular component: endoplasmic reticulum-Golgi intermediate compartment membrane; cytoplasm. The transcript has 10 exons.